This is a messenger RNA of Empidonax traillii (willow flycatcher), 763 nucleotides long. Its product is annotated as class I histocompatibility antigen, F10 alpha chain-like. NCBI's taxonomy places the organism in Eukaryota, Metazoa, Chordata, Aves, Passeriformes, Tyrannidae. Gene Ontology annotation, biological process: immune response. The record is from RefSeq and is a predicted model, not a curated record. Gene Ontology annotation, cellular component: external side of plasma membrane. The transcript has 4 exons. The annotation marks the transcript as partial.
GCGCUGCUGGGGGGCUCGGGGGGGCAGCCCAAGGUUCUCCACUCCCUGCGUUACCUGCACGUGGCAGUGACGGAGCCCAGCCCGGGGGUCCCUCAAUACCUGUCCAUGGGAUACGUGGAUGGGAUCCCCAUUAGCCGCUACGACAGUGAGCGGCGCCAGGCGGAGCCACUGACGCCGUGGAUGGCGGCUGGACCUGAGCCGGGAUAUUGGGAUGGACAGACCCAGAUCUAUGAGACGAGCCGGCUCAUUGAUGCCAACAACCUGGAGAUAGCACAGGGCCGGUACAACUGGAGUGGGGGUCUCCACACAUGGCAGUGGCUUUAUGGCUGUGACCUCCUGUCUGACGGGAGCGUCCAUGGAUCCAGUCAGUACGGCUAUGAUGGGCGGGAUUUCAUCUCCUUCGAACUGGGAUCCAGGAGCUUCGUGGCGGCCGAUGGAGCUGCCCAGAUCACCAAGAGGAAAUGGGAACACGAUGGGAUCGAGGUGGAGAGACAGACACAUUACCUUGGGAGCAUCUGUCCAGAAUGGCUCCGGAAAUACGUCGGAUAUGGGCGGGAGGCGCUGGAGCGCAAAGAGCCCCCUGAUGUCCACGUGUCCGGGAAAGAGGAACACGGGAUCCUGACGUUGUCCUGCCACGCGUACGGAUUCUACCCCGGGAUCAUCGGGAUCAACUGGAUGAAGGGGGAUGAAAUCCGGGAUCAGGAGACGGAGUGGGGCGGGAUCGUUCCCAACAGCGACGGCACCUUCCACAGCUGGGCCAGGA